This is a messenger RNA of Sphaeroforma arctica JP610, 2965 nucleotides long. RefSeq names its product 3-oxoacyl-[acyl-carrier protein] reductase. The coding region runs from base 1 to 621 and encodes 206 amino acids. The record is from RefSeq and is a predicted model, not a curated record. NCBI's taxonomy places the organism in Eukaryota, Ichthyosporea, Ichthyophonida. Gene Ontology annotation, molecular function: oxidoreductase activity. The transcript is spliced from 3 exons.
AUGAGAAUUGCUGCCGAUAUCUCAACCAGCGAAGGUGCGGCUAAGGCCAUAGAAGAAGUGGCUACGUUUGGCGAGAUCGAUUUCCUAGUCAACAAUGUCGGCAUCUUCGAGGUGAAAGACUUUGAGGACAUCACGGACGACGAUUGGGAGAAGUACUUCCAGGUUAAUAUUAUGUCGUGCGUGCUCCUGUGCAGACACUACCUGCCAAAGAUGCUGGCCCGGAAUUCGGGGCGGAUUAUUGUGCUUGCGAGUGAGAGUGGGUUCAAGCCUCUGGGCACCAUGAUCCACUACUCGAUGACCAAGGGUAGUCUGAUCAAUCUCGCGCGUGGUAUGGCUGAGACCACAAAGGGUACCAAAGUGACGGUGAAUAGUGUACUCCCGGGACUCACAGCCACUGAAGGUCUAACCAAUUACUUUGAAAGCAUCGCAAAGAAGGACAACGAACCUGUAGACAAAGUGAUUAGGGACUACUUCCAGAAAGAAGAACCAGCAAGUUUGAUCCAACGAUUGGUGACUACCAAGGAGGUUGGGCCAACCACCGCAUUUCUGCACUCACCAUUGGCUGGAGCCAUCAAUGGAAGUUCACAGAGGUGCGAGGGAGGAGUCUACCGCAGUACAUGAACGAGAUAUGUCAAGUGUAAUCUGUGACGAUAAGAAGAGAUAAAAUCGACGAUUAAAUCUCAGAAUGUAUAUUGGGUAAAUUUGUAUUGACUUCUUGUCUGUCAAAAAAAGAGCGGGGGAAACUUGCAAACAACCUCGUCAGUGUGACUAAAUUCUAGACAGGGAGAAGCAAGAAGAAAGAGCAGCUACGUGGUAUAUAUUUUAUUUUAUCCUAAUGUUGAUAUUUUGUGGCCGAACGUGGAAUGGUUAUUAAUUAGUGGUUUGCGAUUUAGACCUUUAUCUGACUAGCAUGCCCGCCGAAGUUUACGGAGGAGUUGAAGCCCAUAUUCGACUGCUGGCUCAGGAUAGCCUCCUCCUUUUGCCUGGCAGCUUUUCUCCUGCGCAUAAUCACCACACCAACCACCAGACAGCAACAACAGCAACACAGUAGUAGUAGGAUAAGAAUUCCACCUACAAUUAGUAUCGUAUCCCCCUGUUCCUCUUGCUGUGCAGCGGUGGCUCCUGCGGCGACACUGGCACCAACAGCGGCAGCUUGAGCUAGAUCUUCGGCCGUAUAACGUACACCAGCCUCUUUAUCCACAGCGACCUCACCGGCAUCACGAGUGGACAUGCCAUCUAGAGCACGACGGCGACGUGCGGAUCCAUCAUCAUAAUCCACGAGAACGGUGUAGUUCAUGGUAAUGGCAUUUCCGGUACGGUCUGAGGUGGCACAAGCCAUUUGAGCGGUGACUUGCAAGGGAAUAGAGAUGGUCUGACCUAUUGGCUCGUAAGUUUGAGUGAACUCUCCUUCUUCAAGCGCCGCAAUUUCACCAAGAUAAUCAUCGAAUCCAGAGCAGUCACCGUCGGUGGUUCGCUCCGCAUAUGUGACUUCUGCGUUGUAUAGAGCCACGCCACUGGCAGAUGUAUCUGCUGUGAUUUGCCAGUAUGACAUGCUACCCAGAUCGAAGGUAUCCUGCUCCACAACAUAUGCGUCAGAAUCGUAUACCUUGAUGGACAAGUCAAACAGAGCAUCUAGCUCAAACUCUUCAAUUUCGCAGAAGUUGUUCGUGUCAAUGAAGAAAAUAACGGUUGCAGGCUCUUCAGCAUCCAUAUUAGGACAAACACCAGGGUCACCGUUAUUAUCUUCAGCUUGGCAGCCGAUAGUAAGCUCAUUUAGCGAGUACUCACCAGUCAGAUCACAAGCGACAAUAUCGAACUCAACAUUCUGGAUGCAAUCAUCUCCUAUAGCCUGUCCAACACACGCCGGUUCAACCGAGUAAGAAGACAGUGCACUCACUUCGGCCUCAAAACUCUCCUCAUUUCUACCGACGACACCCAUCGCGUUUGUAACAGUGUACGGGGCGGGCAAAUGGAUUUCAAGACGAAUUUUAGAGUGAUUCCAGCUGUCAUAGUAUCCUACAUCAACCAAAUUGAUAGCGGCUUCAAUCUCAACGGAUUUGUACUUCGCAUUAAUGGUGGCAGCGACGUUACGAACGGUGUCGAUUUGUACCAACAAAUUGGUAACAGCAUUGCCCUCGCGAGUGACAGGCAACCGCAACUCUUUCUCAUCAUCAACUUUCUCUACAAAUUCGUCCCACUGCGCUUCAACCUGAGCCCGGUAUGAUGUGAAAGUGGCGAAAUUCUCGAUAGUAGUUCCACAACCAUCUGUUCCACCCAGCUUGUCGAAAUCAACACUGAAAUCUAACUGAGCUCGACAAUUACCUAGAAGCUUGUAUACACCACCAGACAUCUUGGUUGGGUGGUCCACAGCAUAAUGGCAUUCGGCGAAAUAGAAGUCAUUUAAUUUCCGCUCAUUAUGCCACACGCCGACGUCUGUCUUCAAGUUGACCUUAUUGCUUGCGACGGUAGCGCCCGUAAUGUCAAUACUAAAGUUCGCCUGUAGAGCAUAGGGCUCUGCCAAAUCGCACGAGUCUCCUGUAGCAGUGGCGAUGCUAAGCCCAUCGAGAGUAGAACUAUAUCCCGCCAUAUUUCCGAACGCGAACACUAUCGAAGAGAGAUCGGCCACCUGGAAAAUCGUGCCAGGUUCGGCCGUCACAUUUAGCUUCUUGUCUAGGAUAAUGGGCUCAGUGAGGGCAUAUGGACCAGCAGUCAAAAUGAUCGUAUCGCCAUCUUGAGCUGAUGCAAACGCUCCUACGUAGUUUGUAGCGUCGGCAGAAAUGACCGCACCGUGUGCCGCAAGUGCCAACGAGGCGAAAACAGCUGAUACAUAUUUCAUGUUGUAAGCGCGUACUUCCUUUGUACGCUGCAACCUACAAUGCGCGAGAAUGUUUUGCGAGUCGUAUAAUAUUGAACUAGAUAUUGAAAUAUUACAUCCAUGUAAAUUAUAGCAUAUAUUUAUAUCCGA